This is a messenger RNA of Oncorhynchus gorbuscha (pink salmon), 1379 nucleotides long. Its product is annotated as brain-specific angiogenesis inhibitor 1-associated protein 2-like. The transcript has 11 exons. The annotation marks the transcript as partial. Gene Ontology annotation, molecular function: protein binding; cytoskeletal adaptor activity. Lineage: Eukaryota; Metazoa; Chordata; Actinopteri; Salmoniformes; Salmonidae. The record is from RefSeq and is a predicted model, not a curated record. Gene Ontology annotation, cellular component: cytosol; nucleoplasm. Gene Ontology annotation, biological process: positive regulation of actin filament polymerization; plasma membrane organization; actin crosslink formation.
UUUCAGUCCAUCAUGGAACAGUUCAACCCCUGCUUGCGGAACUUCGUUGCCAUGGGGAAGAGCUAUGAGAAGGCCCUAUCCAAUGUGACGUUUGCUGCUAAGGGCUACUUUGAUGCCCUGGUGAGGAUGGGAGAGCUAGCCAGUGAGAGCCAGGGAUCCAAGGACAUGGGGGACGUGCUGUUUCAGAUGGCUGAGGUCCACAGACAGAUCCAAGUACAGCUAGAGGAGAUGCUGAAGUCUUUCCACAACGAGCUGCUGUCUGAGCUGGAGAAGAAGGUUGAGCUGGAUGCUCGUUACCUGACGGCUGCGUUGAAGAAGUACCAAGUGGAGCACAAGAGUAAGGGAGAGAGUCUGGAGAAGUGUCAGGCUGAACUGAAGAAACUCCGCAGGAAGAGCCAGGGCAGCAAGAACCCCUCCAAGUACGGAGAGAAGGAGAUGCAGUUUGUGGAGACCAUCAGUAGUAAGCAGAGUGAACUGGACACCUUCAUAGCAGAGGGCUACAAGACUGCUCUGUCUGAGGAGCGCAGGAGGUACUGUUUCCUGGUGGACAGACAGUGUGCUGUGGCCAAGAACAGCAGUGCCUACCACGGCAAGGGUAAAGACCUGCUGACCCAGAAGAUCCCAGUAUGGCAGCAGGCUUGUUCAGACCCCAACAAGCUACCAGAGCGGGCCAUGCUCCUAGCCCAGCAGAUGGGCUCCGGGUCCAGCACGGGCACCGCUUCCCUGACCAUGGGGGGCUCCAGCCCCCUGAACACCUCCAAGUCUAACCUGUCCAACCUGGUCAUCUCUGACCCCAUCCCCGGGGCUCAGCCACUCCCUGUCCCCCCAGAACUGGCUGUCUUCAUGGGUGGUGGGCUGGGACACCAGGCGAGGCUGAUGGGUUCAGAUGGGAUUUCCAUGGUGAACGGUACGACAGGACUCCACGGAGAGGAAGAGUACUGGACAGAGGGUGGGGUGUCAGUCUCCCAGCUCCAAGGAAGACCCUCCUCCCCCCAGGCCCCUUCCCUACCCCAGGGACAGGCCCCCACCCAGAGACAGGUCAGUGAGCACUACUCCAAUACCCUGCCCGUCCGCAGGCCCCAGCCUGCCAAGAACAAGACCUCUGUUGGUGAGACCCGUACCCUGCCCAGGUCGAGCUCCAUGGCAGCGGGGCUGGAGAAGAACGGUCGUGCCCGUGUCCAGGCCAUCUUCUCCCACGCGGCCGGAGACAACAGCACCCUGCUCAGCUUCUCUGAGGGAGACAUCAUCACCCUGCUGGUCCCAGAGGCCCGUGACGGAUGGCACUACGGGGAGAACGAGAAGAACAAGAUGCGUGGCUGGUUCCCCUUCUCUUACACACGUGUGCUGCCAGAGAGUGAGAAGGAGAAGCUUCAGGUGAA